CCUCGCUUUCGCACAGGAUAGCAACAGAGCGACAACAAUUCUAUAGAAAAUCCGGCAAUAUCGGGGAUUCAAUCCCCUUUUUAUCAAGUAUGACUCUAAAUCCUCUCGCCAACCCGAAAGGCGUAAAGCUGGUAUGUGAACUGUGUCAGAAACCAGCGUUUAUACAGUGUACAAAAUGCAGAGUUACGUAUUAUUGUGGUGUAGAGCAUCAGAAAGCCGACUGGUUAGGGAUCCAUGAAAAGAUUUGCCAGCUCUUGAUUCCUUUGAGAACACCCAUCCCCUUCCUAGCUUCAGAUGAAGAAAGACAACAUAGAAAGGACCAGUUAUUACAGAGACAGAGACACAUGAUAGAUCUGACAAGAACAACAGGGCAGAAGCUUUUGUUUGAGGGAAGACACGAGCAAGCCGUUCCAGCUGCAAUGCAGUCACUGAGAUUUGCUAUAGAAGUCCAUGGAUUGGCUAGCAUAGAACUGGUGCCUUCAUAUUUAAUACUGGGAGAGGCCAGCAUAGGUUUAGGUAGACUAUCCCAGGCAGAGGAAUACCUGAUGCAGGCACAGUGGACAGUGGUCAAGACCCCAGAGUGCUCAGAUGCCAUCAAGUCCAAACUGUACAGGAACCUGGGACUGCUCUAUGCUGCCAAGGGGGAGUAUGAGGAGUCUCUGAGGCAGUUAGCUGAUGAUAUUUUCCAUGCCUCCAUGGAGUUUUCCCCAGAUGACAUUAGGACAAGUGGCGGAUAUUUCCACAUGGCAAAUGUUUUCUUUAGACAAAACAGAAUGGAAGUAGCAGACUCUCUAUAUGCUAGGGUCACAGAUAGCUGGUAUGACUACUUACAAAAGAUAGUCAGUGUUCGAACAGCCACACCCAUAGAUACAACAGGAAUUGGAGCCAUCGCCAUGGAGAUAAACCAAGAGGAAGAGGAGGGGCUGGAUGAGGCCCAGGAAGCAGAAGCCAAACAGGUCCUAAAUGCCAUAUAUGACAUCAGAGAUCAACAGUCAAAUAAAAAACCUGAAAUUGUUGCCAAAAUUUGCCAUGCUUUGGCUAUGCUGUAUUUUAUACUACAUGAAGUGGAGAAGGCCAAAGAGUAUGGACGGAAAGCAGUGGUGACGAGUGAGGGUAAUCCUGAUGACGAACUGUCACGAUCCAUUGUAGAGUUCAUGAAGAUUUGUGACUCAGUCAAUGAGGUCACCAUGUAAACAUUGUAGAGUUCAUGAAGAUUUGUGACACAGUCAAUGAGGUCACCAUGUGAACAUUGUAGAGUUCAUGAAGAUUUGUGACACAGUCGAUGAGGUCACCAUGUGAACACUGUAGAGUUCAUGAAGAUUUGUGACUCAGUCAAUGAGGUCACCUUGUGAACAUUGUAGAGUUCAUGAAGAUUUGUGGCUCAGUCAAUGAGGUCACCAUGUAAACAUUUUAGAGUUCAUGAAGUUUUGUGACACAGUCAAUGAGGUCACCAUGUGACCAGGAGAGGUCAUGUCAUAGGUCAUAUUCAAGGUCAUAUUAGGUCAAGGAAAAGAUCUAUCAAGGGAAUGAAUAUUAGAUCAAGCGUGUAGUUGUAUAAAUGUUCUUGGUUAUGUUUCCCUGUAAAAGCAGCAUAUAGU
This is a messenger RNA of Lingula anatina, 1598 nucleotides long. RefSeq names its product zinc finger MYND domain-containing protein 12. NCBI's taxonomy places the organism in Eukaryota, Metazoa, Brachiopoda, Lingulata, Lingulida, Lingulidae. Gene Ontology annotation, molecular function: protein binding. The record is from RefSeq and is a predicted model, not a curated record.